Messenger RNA from Tricharina praecox, 1225 nucleotides. RefSeq lists its product as uncharacterized. Lineage: Eukaryota; Fungi; Ascomycota; Pezizomycetes; Pezizales; Pyronemataceae. The coding region runs from base 302 to 943 and encodes 213 amino acids. The transcript has 3 exons. The record is from RefSeq and is a predicted model, not a curated record.
GAAGCAGGUCAGCGGUGGCGGCGUCGAGGGCAGAACGAUGCAGGCAGCAGGCGGAUGCAGAUUGGUGUAUGUACCGCCACCAGACGGACGGAAGGUCACGGCCCACCCUACUCCACCACCACCUCCACCAACAACAACAACACGACAGGCGGAUCCAGACGACCGAUCGACUAGUUGGUCAGUUAGUCCACGGCACCAGCCAAGCAGCGCAGAGACACGACCAAGCACGAACCGGCGCGAGACAGAACACGGGUACCCUAUCCGAGCGGAGCAGGUAUGAUGGCGCGGGCAGCAGUGGCAGAUGUCGUCGUUGUCGGAGUGCGAUCGUAGUCGUGAUCGUGCUUGUGACUGUGAGUUGCGUGUGAGCGUGAGCGGGAGCGGGAGUGUGGGCGUGGGGCGUGAGCUUGACGACGAAGACGAAGACGCCGACGCCGACGAGCUGUGGCUGUGGCUGUUCGUCCGCUCGCUGGGUCCCACCACUAGUUGCUCUAGUACCGUACCAUAUUCUCCUGCCAUGUAUGUGAGUGGACCGGAAGUCCGAGCGUCUACCUGCUCCAUAUCAGCAGUGUGUAGCCUUUUUUUCUUCUUUUUUUUCAUUCUUUCUGUGGCGUCUGUAUCACGACGGGUGGGUAGCCGGCCACACGGUCUGACUGGAUCGAUGGGAAAUGUCCGCUAUCGGAGCAACACGAUGCGGACAGACGUAUGUCGUGCAGAGCUGCGAGCAGGCAGAGCGGAAGAAGAAAAGCUGGAGAAGAGUCACCUAUUCCGGUCCGAACACGGUGGUACGGGAGAACGAGCUAGCCAGCGUACCUACGUGGAGAGUCGUGGACCCGCCCCCAGCUGCGAAGUGAGGAAGCGACUCGGUCGGUUUGGAUGGUUAUCGAGUGGGGAACGAAAGGAAGGAAAAAAGCGAAGCGGAUGGGAAACCAAAAGGCGUUGGUGAUGCUGUUCCGCUGCUGCUGUUGUUCCGCUGCUGCUGCUGAUGCUGCUGCUGCCGACGAUGUCUUGGAUCGAUUGCACGAUAGGUGUCAGUCAGCCGUUCUCGGUCAGUUAGUCCGUUAGUCAGUCAGUCGUUCUCGGUUAGGUAGUCCGUCGGUCACUCUCGGUUCGCCCGUCAGUCAUUCUCGGUCCGCACUUCGGUCCGGCUUCUCCUUCACCUUCCUCUCCUACUCCUUCCUCUCCUACUCCUUCCUCUCCUACUCCUUCCUCUCCUACUCCUUCCUCU